GAUGUAAACCUUAUUUUGAGUAUAUAUAAUAAUUAAUAAAACUUCCAUAUUGAUUGAAAACUUGCGGAAGAAAGGUAGAAAUCAACCAAAAUCUGGACUGACGGUCCCAAAAUCAUAUUCUGGCCACUCUAAAGGUCUCGAGAUUUAAAGACUGGGGUGCAUUGUCAAAAGUGUGAACUGAUUAGUUCAAGUUUAUCUACAUGCAAGCAAAAACUACGAUUCGGGUAAAAACUGAGUGAAAACUGACCGAUGAUUAUGAAAAUGGGUAGCAAACAUUUCGAGGGAAGUGUGGAAAAAUCAGCUGUAUAGGCCACCUCAUCAUUUCUUUCUUAACCUCCUACAUGUUUGUACCUGUAGUAGCCUAGAUGGGGAUUAUCUCGUUUGCAGGAUUUCAUUUGGGAUUUUACCUAAAUCUGUAUAUUUAAGCACCUUUGUGCGCCGAACCAGUUGCAAAUUUUUUAAUUUCCAGCUGUUUUAAUACAAAAUACUCUUCAUCUUGUCAAAAAUAGAUUGGGAAUCAGUAUAAAUCUCCUAGAGCGUACUGAUCGGCUAGAUUCAUUAGAGCAAUAAACGGGUUGAGUAGCUUCAGCUAGACUUUAAACAAGACUAUUAACCGUAAAAUCUCCUGAAGAGACUUGUGUGGCUCUUUAGAUGCCAUUCUUCUACCACUUAAAGAAUUUCUUGAAAGACAAUAGCCUUCACACUUCAGGACAUUUUUAAUUUUAUGAGGAAUAAUAUUCCAUGCCUAGUCAGACUCAUACUAAGGUCUAUUUUAGUCUAGUGAUACAACAAAGCCCAUGGGAGUAUUUCCAAAACAAUCUUCUUCAUGAA
Molecule: messenger RNA, 831 nt
Organism: Moneuplotes crassus
Lineage: Eukaryota; Ciliophora; Spirotrichea; Euplotida; Euplotidae
Source: the annotation of a GenBank genome assembly